GCGAAUUGCAAAUGGAACGGAGCUAAACAAAGCGAAAAAAAGAGAGAAAAGGAGCUUCACCUUAACCCUGAGAGGGACUGAUCAUUGGCCGCAGCUGCUGGUGCAAGUGCCUGGGGCAAGAGAAGGAGCUCCGGCUAGACUUGUGCCUGCACCCAGCGCCUUACUCGCAGCAUUGCCACCGUACCCCCCGGGGGAGGGAAGCCAGAGAAACCCCUGCCAAGAUGGUGAAGCCGAAGAAGGUAGCUGUGAAAGGCAUAGCCGCCGAGAGGCAAAGGAGGACGGGGGCCAUCCCCAGAGUCACCCCGCAGCCCCCCAGCCCCAAGAAGGCUCCAAUCAAGAAGGUGGCAGCGAUCAAGAAACAGGUGGAGGAGAAGGGCAAGGAGGAAGAGGAGCAGCGGCGUGAGGAGGCUCUACUGCUGGACCUGGGGGGGCAGAGGGAGCGCUGGGUCAACUUUGUCAGGCAGCAAAGUCUCAGCACUGAAGAGGCAGCUAAACUUCUACUGGACUCUUUCGAGUACAAGGGCCUUGUGAAGCACAGCGGAGGCUGUCACUGCGGAGCCGUACGAUUCGAAGUCUGGGCCUCUUACGAUUUACACAUCUUUGACUGCAAUUGCAGCAUUUGUGUGAAGAAGCAGAACCGACACUUCAUUGUCCCAGCAUCCCGCUUCAAGUUAUUAAAGGGAGCAGAUAACCUCACUACAUACAAGUUCAACACCAAAAAGGCUCAGCAUGCAUUCUGCAAGACCUGCGGCGUCCAGAGCUUCUACACACCGCGCUCCAACCCUGAUGGCUAUGGUAUCGCCCCACACUGCCUGGAUGAAGGGACCGUGCGCAGCGUUCAUGUCGAGCAGAUCAACGGGAAGGAGUGGGAAAAGAUGAUGAAGGAGCACAAGACCAUCCGCAGCAUGUCACAGUCAUGAGAUGCCCCCCCCCCCCCCCCCCACUCAGUUGCUCUUUGUCUUAGUCCACUACUUGUUUUAUACAUUUGGCCAUUGCAGCCUGUCUUCUUAACUUUUAGUGAAUAAAACCUUUUCUAUAGACUUACUA
This is a messenger RNA of Xenopus tropicalis (tropical clawed frog), 1047 nucleotides long. RefSeq names its product centromere protein V (gene cenpv). The record is from RefSeq and is marked provisional. NCBI's taxonomy places the organism in Eukaryota, Metazoa, Chordata, Amphibia, Anura, Pipidae. Gene Ontology annotation, molecular function: carbon-sulfur lyase activity.